AUGUUCCCGAGGUCGUCAAUUGUCUCUGGCCCCAGGCCCGUGGUGCCGCUCCAGAGCGUCCGGUAUGCACGCAGAAAACCGGAAUACCCCCGGUACCGUGCCCAGUUGGCCCCUCUCACACACCCUAAAAAGGACCAUUCCGGCUUUUUCCGCAGGCACAUGAAAGCGUGGCUUGGGCCCAAGAAUCUCAGGGGCGAGUACCACAGAAACAAGUACUACUACCCGCCACAGGAUCACAAGCCCAACUACAUUGUUCCUGAUGGAAACCCCGUGGAUUUGGGCGAGGGGACGCAGGCCUACGCCAGGCUCGAUGACAAGAGAGACCCUUCUUUGCAUCCGUUCCCGCACAACACACACACAAAGACCGGGCUCAUUGUUUCGGACGAAUUGAAGCAGAAAAUCUACAGCGAAGCCACCGAGGAGCACACGCUGGCGCAGGAGCUUGCCCACAAGUAUGGGCUCAAGUUGUCACGCGUGGAGGCCAUCAUCAGAUUGCAAACGAUCGAGAAGUCGUGGAGGGAAAAGGGACUCUUGUCCGAAAACCUAGAGCAGUUUUCCGGCGUGAUGAAGAAAAUGUUCCCCUUGUUCAACCCGAACAAAACGGCGGAAAACCUCACGGAAAUCCCUACGCCGUCCAAAACCUUGCACCAGCGGUUCUUGACCAUCUCGGAGUCCGAGCCGUUCGGGCCCGUGGACGCCUCCAAGAUUUUCGACCUCGAGCCUGCACAGAAGGUGCUUGACAACUUGACCGAGUUGCAAGACACCAGCGAAACCAGGGUUGUCACCAACAAAGUGCUUGUUGGCCAGCAGAAGGCCGGCGACAAGGUGCAGUUUAGAUUCACCAUGUCCACGUCGGGUAACGUCGGAUACCGUUACGGUGCCUCCAGGAGAGACAGAAAGAAGGACAGAGCCAUCAGCUUCGACAAGCUGGGCCGCAUGGUCUACACUGUAUAG
Molecule: messenger RNA, 954 nt
Organism: Metschnikowia bicuspidata var. bicuspidata NRRL YB-4993
Lineage: Eukaryota; Fungi; Ascomycota; Pichiomycetes; Serinales; Metschnikowiaceae
Product: mitochondrial 37S ribosomal protein mS45
Exons: 2
Coding region: 1-954 (317 amino acids)
Biological process (GO): mitochondrial translation
Cellular component (GO): mitochondrial small ribosomal subunit
Molecular function (GO): structural constituent of ribosome
Source: RefSeq, a predicted model, not a curated record